Acipenser ruthenus (sterlet) is the source of this 7083-nucleotide messenger RNA. RefSeq names its product guanine nucleotide exchange factor DBS-like. NCBI's taxonomy places the organism in Eukaryota, Metazoa, Chordata, Actinopteri, Acipenseriformes, Acipenseridae. The record is from RefSeq and is a predicted model, not a curated record. Gene Ontology annotation, molecular function: guanyl-nucleotide exchange factor activity; protein binding. Gene Ontology annotation, cellular component: cytoplasm. Gene Ontology annotation, biological process: intracellular signal transduction. The transcript is spliced from 34 exons. Bases 306 to 4085 code for a protein of 1259 amino acids.
AUCCCUUGAGGCAGGUAGCUACGUUCUGAUUUGCUUCAUCAUGCCUGACUCAGCCCUAAUGAUAGGCAGCCCUACACCGGUUUGAAACAGGACUCUUAGCAGCAUCAUCUUUCACAAGGUGCUAAUGUGAACAUCAAACAUUGUACCUAAACCUUGAUGCUUAACAGCAAACUAUAAAACAGCAACGGCCAAGGCAGACGUUUUUCUGCAAAGGACCUUUAUCAUUGGGAGUGGCUUUUGCUUUGUGUGUAAAGGAAGCCUCUACUGGAGCGGCUGCAGGGCUUGGAUGUUGAGGUUCAUCUGAAAUGCUUUUCUGGCUGAGAGAGGAAGAAAUGUCUCUUCAAGAGCUCAACCAACGAUUGCACUGUGUGAUCACUCAUGUUGAUGAAAUAAUGCAGCAGGAAAUACGACCUCUGCUGGCAGCCGAUAUCAUAGAGCAACUUCACAGACAAUUCGCCAUUCUGUCAGGGGGGAGAGGCAACAAUGGAGCUCCACUAAUAACAUUUCCUGAAUAUUCUGGCUUUGGGGAUCUUCCUGAUGAAGAUUUCCUUAACGUUGUAACAUAUCUCACUAGCAUUCCCAGUCUGGAGGCUGCCAGCAUUGGAUUCAUCAUUGUUAUAGACCGACGCAGGGACAAAUGGAGCGCUGUGAAGGCGUCAUUGACACGGAUAGCGGGGGCAUUCCCAGGGAACCUGCAGCUUGUUCUGGUGCUGCGUCCCUCCCGCUUCAUUCAGAGAACCAUCGCUGACAUUGGCAUGAAGCUGCACCGAGAUGACUUUAAAAUGAAGGUACCGAUCAUCAUGUUAAACUCAGUCUCAGAUUUACAUGGCUACAUUGAUAAAAACCAGCUUACAUGUGAACUUGGAGGGACCUUAGACUACUGCCAUAACCAGUGGAUUCAUCAUCGAACUGCUACUGAGAAUUUUGCAGUGACGGUGAAGACGACGGCGCAGAUGUUGCAGAUGUUUGGUACCAAUCUGGCUGAGACAGAACUCCCGAACGACGUUCACUGUACAGAGGAUCUCCUGGUCUCUCACACAGAAAAGCAUGACAAGCUCAGGGAUGAACUCCAACUGGCAUUGAAACAGGGAACCACCAUCCUCUCUUGCAUUAACGAACGAGCAAUCAAAAACACAAGCUACAAACUCAACCAUGACGAACUGGAAAAUGUUGCUACAGUUGAACGGCUGCUGGCGCAGUUGGAUGAAACAGAAAAUGCUUUUGAGCAGUUUUGGGCCAAGCAUCAUCUAAAACUAGAGCAGUGUUUACAGCUGCGGCAUUUCGAGCAGGACUUUCGAGAGGUCAAACUUGCUUUGGACAGCCUUGUGGAGACUCUGGCUGCUUUCACAGACAUUGGAGAUAGUGUAUCUCGAGUAGAACAACUUCUUAAGGAGCUUAAAGUAUUGGAGGAGAAAGCUCAGGAAUCUUUGGAAAAGGCCCAGUUGCAAGCCCUGCACGGAGACCAGUUGAUCCAAAGUAACCAUUACGCUGUCGACUCCAUCAGACCCAAGUGUGUUGAACUCAGGCGAAUCUGCGAUGAUUUUAACAAUGAAACAAAGAAGAAGUACGACAUAUUGGGGAAAUCCUACGAAAUACAUACAAAAAUAGACAAGGUUAACCAGUGGUGUGAUGCUGGAAUAUACCUGCUGGCAUCCCAGGCAGUGGAUAAGUGCCAGUCUCAAGAAGGUGCUGAAUCUGCCCUGCAUGACAUUGAAGAGUUUAAUGAAACUGCAAAUGAGAAUCAGCCGGGCAACCUUAAAGAACUUCACAAUCAGUUUGAAAUUAUUCUCACGUCUGACGUAAAGGCCAAUGUCCAGAAGGCCCUCCAGAGACUAGGAGAUGUGCAGGAAAUGAUUGAAAAGAGACAAGUCAGUCUUAAGAAGUUGUCAGCUAAGCAGACCCGGCCUGUGCAGCCUGUGGCCCCCCGCCCAGAAUCUUCUCCGAAACGGGCAUCCCCUAAACCAGUCACAAACACUGGUCCCACAGCAGCACCUACUCGAAGGGCAUCUGAGAGUUCCAGUACCCCCAAGCCUCCUACUGAGGCUGAACUGGCAAAAAAGAAAAACCCCAGAAAAACUAGAGGUGGAAUCAAGAUUGAAGUAAUGCACGAAGCCAGCCAAGGAGGGUCCAGCCACAUGCUGGUGACAAAUGAAACCGAGGAAUGCCUGUCAAACAGACGAAGGCACAUCAUGAAUGAGCUCAUAGACACAGAAAGAGUAUAUGUGGAAGAGCUUCAAAGCAUCAUUGAGGGUUAUUCUGCUGUGAUUGACAACCCAGAAUUUGCCAAUCUUGUUCCAACUGCUCUUCAAAAUAAAAAGGAAGUGCUUUUUGGCAAUCUUGGUGAAAUAUAUGAGUUCCACAACAGGACAUUUCUUAAAGAACUAGAAAAUUGCAUAGAAAAUCCAGAACUGGUGGGAACUUGUUUUUUGAAGAGGAAAGAGGAUCUUCAGAUUUAUGAAAAAUACUGUCAGAACAAACCUCGUUCUGAAGCUCUAUGGAGACAAUGUGGAGAUAGUCAGUUCUUUCAGGAAUGCCAAAGGAAACUGGAUCAUAAACUUUCUCUGGAUGCCUAUUUACUGAAACCUGUUCAGAGGAUCACCAAGUAUCAGCUGAUGCUAAAGGAGAUGCUCAAAUGUAGUAAGAACUCAGAAGGCACUGCAGAGCUGGAGGAGGCCCUAGCGAGCAUGCUGGACAUCAUCAAGUCAGUUAAUGACUCUAUGCAUCAGAUUGCUAUUACUGGUUUUGAGGGUAACCUGAAUGAUCUUGGCAAACUGCUGAUGCAAGGGUCCUUCAGCGUGUGGACAGACCACAAAAAAGGACACAGCAAGGUGAAGGAUCUUGCCCGGUUCAAGCCCAUGCAGAGGCACCUCUUCCUGUAUAACAAGAUGCUGCUGUUCUGUAAGAAACGAGAGGAGACUGUGGAUGGCCAUGAGAAGACCCCAUCUUACGGCUUUAAGCAUGCAUUAAAGAUGAGCGCUGUUGGCAUCACAGAAAAUGUGAAAGGAGACAGCAAGAAGUUUGAGGUGUGGUACAAUGGCAGGGAGGAAGUCUACAUAAUUCAGGCCUCAUCGAUGGAUGUGAAGAAUCUAUGGGUUACUGAAAUCAGAAAAGUGUUGACAGGACAAUUGGAAGCAUGCAGAGAGGCAAGCCAGCUUCACCAAAGGAUCACUGAAAAUGUAUAUCACGCUCCUAUGAAUUCCCCCAAUGCAAGAAAUAUGAGAAAGUCUUCUUGCAAGCAAGAAAGCAACAAGUCUGAAUCCUCAAGCCCUGAAACAGUUAAUAAGAGAAGCAGCAUCUCUAGUCUCAACACUAGACAAAAGAGAACUGAUGCUUCUGCCAGUCAUAAUCUUGAGUGUUCUGCUCUUGCUAAAAAGCGAUUCACAUUGCAGGGUCUUUCCAACCGAAGGCCUCACUCUAAAGAGCCUCAGUCUAAGGAGACAGAAGUCACACGUCGCUUCUCUUUAGCCUCCUCAAUCAGUUCCUCAGCUACUAGACGCACAAAAGGUGCUCUUGCUCCUAAUCUUAAAGCUAAGAGGCAUGAAAUAAAGAGUGACCCCACUCCAUUGGGGUAUGAAGAUACUUUAAGAGAUGCUGUACCGGCUGAAAGCAAACGCAGCAGUACUAUAAGUACAAACUCAGCUGUUACUAGAUCUACUUCCCAGCCAGGCUGGACAAAUAGACAGAUUCCAUCGCUGGACACUUGCGAGGAUUUUGAAGCGAUCCCUUCCAGCCCAGAGGAGCUCUCCAACUCUUCAGAGGCAGAGGAGGAACCCAAUAACAAAAAUGACCAUGGUGUGUUUCAAGUUCAGGUGACCUAUGAUGCCAAAACCUCUGAAGAGCUGUCCCUGGAGUCUGGGGAUUUAGUGCAGUUUCUGGAGGAAGGGGAGAAUGGCCAGUGGCUAGUCAAGAACCUUAUAACUCAGAAGACAGGGUUGGUUCCAUCCAGCAUACUGAAAACAGCUGGAGGAGUUCACUUAAACAGUAAUUCUGAUUUCUUCAGUGAUAUGUGCACCGCUGCGUUAACUGACACUGAAGAAAGUGAAUACAUGGGGAAUAGAGCUCCCGAAACAAAGGUUGAAAGUUGAACCCCUGGAUUGCCUUUGCAUCUCUCUGCCUGUGCCAUGCAUUCCAUACUCCCCAAGGUAGAGAGCACUGCAGAGGAAGCUGUUUUUCUCAUCUAAAGACUAGGAGUUCCAGCUUCCCUCCAGUAUAUAACCCCCUGACACUCAGCUGUGACUAUAAAGCAGAUCAACAAUGCACUUGGCUGCUUCAUCUCAUGGCAAGAGAACUGCAUUCACGCUUAAAUAUAAACUUAUUCUGAUGGAAUAAAGUGGUGCUUUAUGCAUUUUAUUUAGCACUGUUUCAGUGCCUUUCCUAUAGCUUGAUUCUUCAGUUCCUUAUAUGGAGCUUAACCGGUAUGGUAUAAAACAAGAGGUCUGUGACUGAGUGAGAUGCCAAAUUCAGAGAUAGAAAAGCUACUGUGGAACUUGAAGUAAGAUGAUUGUCAUAUGUCCAUUUCUACACCAGAAAUAUUAACUCUUUGAAAUAAUUGUAUGAUCACGUUGAGCUGUUGUAGAACUUAAAAUUGUAAUUCUCUUGUCAGGUGACUGGUUCUGGUGUGUUUUGCUGGUUGUGUUGUCAUAGUGUUUACUUGUCAACUUUCUAUGAUAAUAUGGACCAAUAAUGGCACAAUAUUAAGCAUACCAAAUUAUGUUUACAAUAUCAAAUACAAUUGUUUUGCUUGAGCACUGAAAUAUAUUAUGGUGAUGAUAAACUGGCUUUCUAAGGACACUGGGUCUGUGAGAUGUUGAUGUUUAAUACAGUUCCAUAUUAAAUACAGAUAUGUUUUAUGUUUAAUACAGUUCAGAUUACAUGAUAAACUGCUAGGGGUGUGAAAAGAGGAAUAGGCAGAGCCAACCAGAAGUGGAUAAGGCCGCCUCAAAAGUGGGUCGAGCCAAACACAGGUGUAAAAAAUGUGGUUCUGUCCAAACGUGUGGGCCCGUCCCCAUCCUGCACAUUCCUACUGAUUUAUAAUAAAUAUAAAUAUAAUUUAUUUAUCAUAUAUAGGGUAUCUUUACUGUCUUCUCCUAGUCUGCAACAAUGAGAUACUUAACAAAAAAAAUGAAGCACUUCUGUAUGUUUCUCAUAUUUUACAUUUUUAUUUAUCUAUUUAUUUAUUAAGUAAAUAUUUAACCUUUUUGUACAAUACCUGUGGCCAGAAAUACAUCUAUGGCCAAAAGUUUUGCAUCACCCUAUAAAAUUAACUAAUUUAGCUUCAUAAAGUCUAUUGAAACCUGCUGAAUAAUGUUACAUACCGUUUUGUAGUUUUCCAUAUACUUAAUGAAAAACUGACAAUUUUAAAAUGUGACAUUUUGAAAUCGAACAUGAAAUACUGUACUACUAUUAUGGCUUCCGGUAGACACUUGUGAUAUCAUUUAUUCUUUGAUUACAUGUUAAUUCACAGGGCGCUCGCUGGGACUAUAGGAUAGGACAGAGGAGGCAGAACCGAGCUGUUAGUGGGACAGUAGCGAGUGGAGAGAGCACGACUUGGAGAAGUGAGCUGCCGGUCCGGACUUCUGAACAGGCAGUGGCCUGAAUAGAAAGAGAUCCCUGACCAUGGAACAGAGGGCUCUGUCUCGAAGGCUGAGUGCCCAGAGGAGCUGACAACAUAAGAAAGCUCUGACCCGGCAGAGUAGCCUCCUGGGGCGAGAGAAUAGGUCUUAGCGUUGCUGGGACCUGAAAGGAAGUGAUAGAAGAGGGUUCCCUAACCAAUCUGGUGCUGCCCUCGAAUGAGGUGAGACGCUGCCUCUGAAGUCGGGAGCAGUGGAGCAUCAUGCAGGGAACCUGUAAGGAAACAGAGCAGAUGGGUUAGUCGGGUCUCAAGCACUAGAGAUAGAAUAGAGCCUCAACGUGAUGAGGUAAGAUAAGCACAUGAGCUACGAAAGGAUAGUGUGGCUGGGGGUCCUCUCUGACUCGCGUGUUGAGAACCUCCCUUUAACGAAGGUUGAGGAAGCGUAGCUUGACCUAAGGUCGGGGAGGUUGGGCUCACUUACCCCCAAGAAGGGAAUCGAUGCAAAGGAAAGUGCGAAAGGAGGAGGGGAGGAGGAGGAAAACACAAACAUUAGACAGGGAAGGUGUGUGUGAUUAGUCUUUAAAUAGGAAAUUGGUAAUGAUAGACAGCAAAUAAGGGUCCCAGCUCUCGCCCCCUGAAUCUCACAAAAAGGCUAACAUAAAAAAAAGAUCAAAAUUAUGUUCAUAUAGUGUUUUUGUUUAUUUGUUGGUUUUAGUUAUAUCUCAAUCCUAAAAUUCUAGGUGAUGAAAAACUUUUGGCCAUAGCUGUACAGUACAGUACUGAUUGCUUUAGUGGGAGACUUAAUCCAUGUCCAAGAGCAAAGUUUGUACUGGGCCUGGACAAAAAAAAUAGAAACACCUGCCAUACCAUUAAAUGGUUCUGGAGGAAUAAGUGACCAAUCCUUCAUGAUUUCUACCAUUUGCAUCUACCAGAAUGGGCCGCAGAGUCCUCACUUUUCCAAGUAUUACAUAUCUAACAGCAGCCACCUAUUAGUAUUUUAUUAAAGUCGGUCUGAUCUGUAUUUUCCAUUGUGACUGAAGCUGUCCUUGCAGUUUGCACUUGAUAGACUAUACAUUCCAAUUGAUAGACUAUACAUUUACAAUGAUUUUUCCAUGUUUGGACUUUACAAUGCUUACCUGUGAUUUAAUAACAAGGGUAAAAAUAUUGCAGGGAUGCCAUUUGCAUAACGUACCAGUCACGUAUGCUCAAGUCACAGGUGAUUUUUCUUUGUCCAGCCCUUGUAAAUUGUGAAAUGGUUGAACCAGUGAAAGAUGUGCAUAUGACGCUCCAAUACAAUGAUGCUGUGUAAGUCAACCAGUCACUUCACAGACUUGUAUAGUCAGAAUGUGUUGAGCUCCUUUGCUGUGGUAGGCUGUAUUUAUUUAAAAACAACAGGAAGUACUUUUAAAAUUAGACGCAGACUGCUUUUGAAAAAUGUAAUUCGCACAAUGCUGUAAAUUCCGUUUCUGUACAUUUUAAACUUAAUAAGAAUUACAAUGCAUUAUAAUGAA